Chironomus riparius is the source of this 382-nucleotide messenger RNA. Lineage: Eukaryota; Metazoa; Arthropoda; Insecta; Diptera; Chironomidae. The record is from the annotation of a GenBank genome assembly.
UUCGAUUUAUUGAGAUAGUGCGUUUUUUGAAGAGAAAAAUAAAUUUAAUUAAUAAUGUCGGUUUUCCACGACGAGAUAGAAAUUGAGGACUUUGAAUAUUGCGAGGAAGAAGAUCUUUAUACAUAUCCUUGUCCAUGUGGCGAUGAGUUUAUUAUAACUAGGGAGGAACUUAUGGAUGGAUUAGAGGAAGCAACAUGUCCAAGCUGCUCAUUGAAAGUAAAAGUAAUAUAUAAUAAGGACGAUUUUAAGAAAGAGCAUUUUGAGAUUGAGGAAAAACUUGGCAGUUUGACAUUGAAGGAGACAACAAUCUGCAAUUAAAAUAAUUUGAUACGCAAUUCAAAAACCAUCGAUGUAUUCUCAAUUGUAAUAUAUUUUGUGAUAC